CCCGGUUUUGGCCUUGGUAUUUGAGUAUAUAUAGCCCUGUAGAAUCCACCUCCUGAAACCGAGUUUUCUUUCCCUAGAAAUAAAAACAAAGUCUUUGUUCAGAUCUCACCCACGGUCUUUUCGUCUCUCACAUCACCUUCAUUAAAUCAUGGGUUACGAGGAGAAAUUAGUAGCUCCAGCGUUGAAGUUUAGGAAGUUCCUUGACAAGACCCCCAAUCUUCACAACAUCUAUGUUAUUGCCGCCAUCUCAUGCACGUCAGGAAUGAUGUUCGGGUUUGACAUCUCGUCCAUGUCGGUCUUCGUGGACCAGGCCCCAUACUUACGGUAUUUUGACUCGCCCAGCUCGGUAAUCCAAGGUUUCAUUACCGCCUCAAUGAGUUUGGGCUCGUUUUUCGGCUCGCUUACCUCCACGUUUGUUUCCGAGCCUUUUGGCAGACGUGCGUCGUUGUUCAUUUGUGGAAUCUUGUGGUGCAUUGGCGCAGCCAUCCAGUGCUCCGCACAAAACAGGGCACAGUUGAUAUGUGGUCGUAUUAUUGCUGGCUGGGGUAUUGGAUUCGGUUCCUCGGUAGCUCCUGUCUAUGGAUCGGAAAUGGCCCCCCGGAAAAUUAGAGGUACCAUCGGAGGUAUCUUCCAGUUUUCUGUCACAGUGGGUAUUUUCAUUAUGUUCUUGAUUGGGUACGGCUGCUCGCAUAUCCAGGGUCUUGCGUCGUUUAGAAUCCCAUGGGGUGUCCAGAUGAUUCCUGGUAUUAUUUUGCUUACGGGCCUUUUCUUUAUUCCCGAGUCGCCCAGAUGGUUGGCCAAGCAGGGCUACUGGGAGGAUGCGGAAAUCAUUGUGGCCAAUAUCCAAGCCAAGGGAAACAGAGAGGAUGCUAAUGUUCAGAUCGAAAUGUCCGAAAUCAAGGAGCAAUUAUUGCUUGACGAGCACGCCAAGGCUUUCACUUACGCAGACCUUUUCAGCAAGAAAUACAGAAAGAGAACCUUCACUGCGGUGUCGGCCCAGAUCUGGCAGCAGUUGACUGGAAUGAACGUCAUGAUGUACUACAUCGUGUAUAUUUUCCAGAUGGCCGGCUACGACGGCGACACCAACUUGGUGCCUAGUUUGAUCCAGUACAUUCUCAACAUGGCGGUGACCGUUCCAGCGUUGUUCACGUUGGACCUUUUGGGCAGACGUACCAUUUUGUUGAUUGGAGCUGCGUUGAUGAUGGCGUUCCAGUUUGGCGUGGCCGGAAUUUUGGCCACCUACUCUGAACCAGCCUUCCUUUCCGACACGGUCCGGAUCACGAUUCCCGAAGAGCACAAGUCUGCUGCCAAGGGUGUCAUUGCGUGCUGCUAUUUAUUCGUGUGUUCAUUUGCGUUUUCCUGGGGUGUUGGUAUCUGGGUCUACUGUUCAGAAGUUUGGGGCGACUCGCAAUCUAGACAAAGAGGAGCCGCCCUUUCCACUUCCGCAAAUUGGAUCUUCAACUUUGCCAUUGCCAUGUUCACGCCUUCUUCCUUCAGAAACAUCACCUGGAAAACCUACUGCAUCUACGCCACGUUUUGUGCUUGCAUGUUCAUUCACGUGUUUUUCUUUUUCCCCGAAACAAAGGGUAAGAGAUUGGAAGAAAUUGGUCAACUCUGGGAAGAAAACGUGCCCGCUUGGAGAUCGGCUUCUUGGGAGCCUUCAGUGCCAAUUGCCACAGAUGCUGAGCUCAUACAGAAAAUGGACACGUCUCAUGAAGAGCACCCAGAAUUGAUGCACUCUCAUCUGCCUUCCUCGGAAGAAAAAGUGGGGACGGUCUAAAAUUGCUUGUUGAAGAGAACCCCAUAACCACUGUCGUUUGUACUUUAGAAGCGAGCCGGCUACUUUCGAUGUCAAACUGAUUGACGACUCAUGCAAGCCCGGCUCAUGUUAUUUAAUUGCCCUUAUCAACAACUACGUUUAGUAUUUUCAUCUAUGUUGUAGGCUUGUCAGAUGACUGUCGGGCUGAUUUUAGCUAAGACGGUCCAACAGUAUUUCUUUAUUUACUAAGAGUAUGGAGCUUUUGUGUGGAAGCCCCACUGAUAUUGACUAGGUUAGUGAGACUUCACAUCAUGCAUGGAAAACGUAC
This is a messenger RNA of Metschnikowia bicuspidata var. bicuspidata NRRL YB-4993, 2087 nucleotides long. It is a transcript of the gene HGT2, whose product is annotated as Hgt2p. NCBI's taxonomy places the organism in Eukaryota, Fungi, Ascomycota, Pichiomycetes, Serinales, Metschnikowiaceae. Gene Ontology annotation, molecular function: carbohydrate:proton symporter activity. The coding region runs from base 149 to 1780 and encodes 543 amino acids. Gene Ontology annotation, cellular component: membrane. Gene Ontology annotation, biological process: transmembrane transport; carbohydrate transport. The record is from RefSeq and is a predicted model, not a curated record. The transcript has a single exon.